Molecule: messenger RNA, 3353 nt
Organism: Aethina tumida (small hive beetle)
Lineage: Eukaryota; Metazoa; Arthropoda; Insecta; Coleoptera; Nitidulidae
Gene: Cdc27
Product: cell division cycle protein 27 homolog
Exons: 4
Coding region: 183-2642 (819 amino acids)
Biological process (GO): cell division
Molecular function (GO): protein binding
Source: RefSeq, a predicted model, not a curated record
UGACAUUCCUCAGUCAUAUGUCAAACUUAAUCCGUAAUCUUAUGCAUCAUUAAAUUGGAAUUAAUCGAGAAUAAACAACCAAACUCCAAAUCCAAACGUUUUUCGAGUGUGAACAUUGUAAAGGUGCAUCGCAGAACAGUUAUGUUGGGGUUGUGAUUAAAGUUUUAAUAAAUACAAACAGGAUGAUUGUUCAAGAGCCAGUUCAGGCUGCCAUUUGGCAUUGUCUGAACCACUAUGACUAUUCAGAUGCUAUAUUUCUCUCUGAAAGGCUUUAUGCUGAAGUUAAAACAGACGAGAGUUUGUUCUUGUUAGCCACAUCAUACUACAGAAAUGGUCAAAAAGACCAUGCAUACCACACACUAAAAGACAGAAGAGGAAAUUCAUCACAGUGCCGGUUCCUAUUCAGCUCCUGUGCCUAUGAACUGGAAAAAUAUUCAGAAGCUGAAAAUGCGCUACUCGAAAACAAUGCUUCUGGCUGUUUAGAUGAUGUGGCUAUUGAAUUUGGUGAACAGGCCUGCUUUGUGUAUCUAUUGUUGGGAAAAAUUGCCUCAAAAACUGAAAGAAAAGGAAGAGCAAUUGAAGCUUGGAAAAAGGCACUUAAAAUUAACCCCUUCCUGUGGUCAUGCUUUGAACAACUGUGUAAUAUAGGUCAUAAACCAAAUCCAGAGGCCACAUUUCAGAUCAAAGAACUGGACAAUAUGUCAAUGUGCCAUGGUAGCAAUAUAAAUAAUAUAGAAAGUGUGAUAAUAGCAAAUACAACACCAAGUCAGGAGAUUUCCGACGUUUACUUCACAACUCCCCAGCAGAUACUCACCAACUUCAAUCUUAACAUGAAUACAAACACCAAUUCUAAAAUGUGCACUCCAGAAGAGAGUCCUUUGGCCAAUCCCCUAACUUUAUCUGGCGUUGCACCUAUGCCAAUAAGCAGAUACAAGUCCAUUAGAGUUAGAAAGGAACUCUAUUUGAGUCCGCAACCGAGUUUCGGACAACUCUUUGAAAACUGCGACACAUCAGCUGAAGAAUCGAACUCUCCAAAUUUGAUCUCUCUCCAGACACUAACUGAAUCAAACAACCAUCACACGUCGUCGCUGGCGAAACGAAUGAGGGCACAAGUCGAUAAUUUAAUAGGGCGCAAGGAUUCGCUGUUCCAGAAGCCGGCCGUGUUCAGUCACCAGUCCACGAACGUGAACAAAACUCCCACAAUUUCGUUAGCGGUUCAACCCGGACAACACGUGCGGCGGAGUUCAAGAUUGUUCAGCAACAAUUAUUCAGUAAAAGAGAACAACAAGUCUCCGAACAGGAACAAGUUCGCGACACCUAAGUCACCAACCCGUAAAACAAAACAGAGGAUAACCAAAUGUAAUUUGAACAAGAAUCCCUCAUACACUGAACUGAAUACAAGGAACAAGAUCGAGAAGGAGAAAAGCGAGACCAUCACGUCGGCUGAAACCAAAACGGAGAAGAGUGCAAUAAAUAACAGUACGGAAAACUGCAUCCAACAAGCUAUGAUCAUACAAAAGCAAAGCGCUGAAGGGUUGAUGUGCCUGUUAAGACUGAUAGGAAAAGCCUACGUUCACUUAUCCAACUUCGAUUGCGAGGAGGCUAUAGAAACAUUAAACAGCUUACCACAGAACCAGCAUAACACUUCCUGGGUACUUUGUCUGUUGGGACUCGCCUAUUUCGAACAAACCAAGUACGAGGUGGCCGUUAAGUAUUUCAGUGCGGUACAUAGUCGUGAACCGUACCGACUCGACUGUAUGGACGUAUACUCGACAUGUUUGUGGCACCUGCAAAAGGAGGUAGCUCUCUCAGCUUUAGCUCAAGAAUUGUUAACCAUAGACAAGAACAAUCCAGUAACAUGGUGCGUCAGCGGCAACUGCUUCUCGCUCCACAAGGAACACGACACUGCCAUCAAGUUCUUUCAGCGUGCCGUUCAGGUAGAUCCGAACUUCCCGUAUGCUUACACUCUGUUAGGUCACGAGUACAUCACCACAGAGGAGCUCGACAAGGCGAUGAGUUGUUUCAGGAACGCGGUAAGAUUGGAUCCGAGACAUUACAACGCGUGGUUCGGCAUCGGAACCAUCUAUUCAAAACAGGAACGGUUCCAUUUGGCCGAGAUGAAUUUUUCGCGUGCCUUCAAAAUCAACUCGCGCAGUCCCGUCAUACUUUGCCACAUCGGCGUCGUGCAGCAUGCGAUGAAGGAGACUGAGAAAGCUUUAAGUACGUUCAAUUUGGCCCUGGCCAAUCAUCCGACGUCGCCGCUAUGUAAGUUCCACAGAGCGUCCAUCUAUCACUCGCUCGGUAGACACUCUGAGGCGCUCCAGGAGCUGGAAGAACUGAAACAGCUAAUACCAAAAGAAUCGCUAGUUUAUUAUCUCAUAGGGAAGGUCCACAAGAAGCUGGGCAACACGGACCUGGCCCUGAUGCAUUUCAGUUGGGCGACGGACUUGGAUCCGAAGGGGGCAAGCAGUCAGAUUAAGGAGGCGUUCGAUCCGUCGAUCGGGAGGAGUGCCACCGAAGCAGAUUCGCCCGAAUCGCCGACGCCCACUGAUGAUUUUAACAAUGAGAGCCUCAAUUCUAUACAAGUUAUUCGCCCGUCGAACUUCGACGUACCAGGAGAUAGCGACGAUAGUGUCUUUUAGAUAAUAAAUUUUUAAGUAACAGUACAAUCUUUGAAAUUUAAAUAAGCAGAAAUAAGUUAGAAUUAUGAAUGUCGAUUUUAUUGAUCCAUAAUAAUUUUAGUAGCAUGUAGACUAUUGGAAUUAUAUUAUAAAUAAAAAAGUACAGUAUUUAAUAUUAUAUUCUAAAAUAAAUGUGUUUUAAUGUAAGUUACAUGCGCGCAACAGUUUCAAAGAUUGUCAUUAAUUUUGAACGUUUGUUUACGUUGUGUUUAGAGAUUAGCUGUUCUUUUUAUCAGGGAGUUUUUUAAAUGACAAUAACAGUGUUUUAAACUGUAAUUUCAAGUCGCCGUUUCUGCUUAUCUAAUUACUGAUCGUAACUAUUAAGUUGCACUUAAAGUAUAUUAUGAAAUCUAGUAAAUGUGUUCGUAAGUUUAAGAUCUAUAGAUGUCAGUAACUGGCACGUAUAUUUAAAGUGAUUUUUUAUGUAUUUAUUUUUGUUAUUAUGUAAAUUUAUUUAAGAUGUAGUCCUGAUUUUAAUUUCCUAUACAGACUGGUUAUCAUGUGUUUUAAUUAGAAAAUAUAUUUUUUUGUAUGGAGUUGGCCCUAUGCGAGGAUUGAAGGAAAAUAUGCGUAUCCCGAUUUUAGGGCUAUUUUAUAUACAUAUUAUUUAAUAAUUAUUCAGUUAUGUUUUGUGUUUGAUUUUUGUGUAAAUAAAAUAUUUAUGGUAUAGGA